Molecule: messenger RNA, 3009 nt
Organism: Rhodamnia argentea
Lineage: Eukaryota; Viridiplantae; Streptophyta; Magnoliopsida; Myrtales; Myrtaceae
Product: U-box domain-containing protein 35-like
Exons: 5
Coding region: 1529-2896 (455 amino acids)
Biological process (GO): protein phosphorylation
Molecular function (GO): protein kinase activity; ATP binding
Source: RefSeq, a predicted model, not a curated record
CAGAUUAAAGUCUUCGCAUGUCCCAAGCAGUGUCUCGAAAGGGGUACCGGAUUUCUGCACCGUUUAUGUCAUCUCCAAGGGAAAGGUCUCUUCUAUGCGGAAAGCCUCUCAUCCGGCCCCUCAUGCCUCCCCUCUUCUUGACCAAAUACAGACCCUUAAAGAGAAAACAGCCGGCUCAGAAAGAUACUUGCAAAAUAGCUUAAGAGAAAAACCCUUACCUAGACCUCUCAGCAGGCAACACGAGUCCAUGAAGUAAGUUUCGAAAAUAUCAAAUCUUUAUUUACUGCCAGCAAGAAAGAUGGAAAUUCUCCAAGGAAUAUGGGGUUGCAGACAACAUAUCCUAAGCAAGUGCAGUUCAAAGAAAUAAAACUGAUGACUUAGAAGCAUGAUAUAUCGUGUUGACCAUUUUGGAUGUACAUGAAUUUGAUUAGAGGUAGUAAUGAUGAGAGGGGAGAGGCAGAGGAUUGGUUGAGUAUUGUCACUGCAAUUGUCACAUCUUCAGUUUCUUUGAAUGUGCACUUACUUUACAAGUGAUAAUGAAACAGGUCGACAUGGGAUAGAGGAAGGUCAUAUGGAUAUGUCGCGGGGAUAAUGUCCGACACGGAUUCUGACAUUUCAUUUGUCAGCUCAGGAAGGCCAAGCACAGAUCGCCCAUCCUCCGUGUUCUAUGACCAUAAUGACUUCUUCCACCCUCCAAGGCUUUCCACCAGUUCUGAUAGGUUAUCCAUUCAUUCACUGCACAAGUUUGCCGACCUCAAUUCUCUGCAGGAAUUUUCAUCAGCUUCAUAUGAAAGUGGACGAACAUCAAGUUCAUCACACAACAUGGUAAUAUAUUCUCAUUCUCAGACUUACAAGUAUUCGCCACAUACAGGGUAAUUGAUUGCUUCUCCAUGACAAGUUGGAAAUAAUUUUAUCUAAUGCAACUAACUAAGAGAUGCCCACCUACCCUGAGAGGGGUUCAAGAGCUAUCAGCAUGAUGAGUUUGCAGUCUUCUUUCGGAGAUAUUAAUCCAAGAAGUAUAAAGCUUAGGAAAUUGAGAUAUCAUAUCUUGGUUCCUGCAUAUCUCAGACAAGUUUUUGACAGUAGUAGGCAAUUUUCCUGCACUCUUUUUUGCAGAAACAGUCACAACUGUUAAUUAGGCUGAGCAAGAAUCAUCUUCUGUUACAACCAAGGAAGUGCCUUACAUUAUAAUGCCAUUCAAAAUGUUGUGUAUGUGUUCAGCAUGCAUUUUUUAAUAGUAUAAAACAAGGCAUGAGAACUGGAUGACCAAAUCUCAAAUUGCAUUCAUACAAGGUAAACAAAAGGCAAGUGUUAGGUGCACAUAGACGAGUAAAAGAUUAUAACAAUGAUGUCUGUACUCCACGGGUAGAUAUAUUCUGUCAUGGUUAUAUAGUUUCUUGAAAAACCCAGAUCUAUCAAAGUAAUAGGCGUGUUUCUAGGAAAGAUAUGGUACUAGUAAAAUUUUUACAUGGUGACUUUCAACCUUUCUGUCCAUGUCUAAAUCAAGCAGGACGAAGUUGAUGCUGAAAUGAGGAGGCUGAAGUUAGAACUGAAGCAAACAAUGGAAUUGUAUAGCACAGCAUGCAAAGAAGCACUAGCAGCAAAACAGAAGGAAAUGGAGAUGCAUUGCUGGAGACUAGAAGAAGAGCGGCGUCUUGAAGAGGCACGAUUUGCUCAGGAAGCUGCAUUCUCAAUUGUAGACAAGGAGAGAGCUAAGUGCAAAGCAGCCAUUGAAGCAGCCGAAGCAUCAAAGAAGAUGGCAGAAUUAGAAGCGCUUCGGAGAGCCAAUGCGGAAACGAAAGCCCUCAAAGAUGCAGAGGAGAUGAAGAAGGUCUUGGAUACAUUAAAUCGCAGUGAUGCAAGAUGCAGGAUGUACACUAUCGAAGAGAUUGAAGCUGCGACAAAUUCCUUUGACGAGUCCUACAAGAUUGGGGAGGGAGGUUAUGGGCCAGUCUUCAAGUGUUACCUAGAUCAUACACCAGUUGCAGUUAAAGUUUUACGUCCAGAUGCAGCUCAUGGAAAAUCACAGUUUCAGCAAGAGGUGGAAGUACUUAGCCGCAUAAGGCAUCCCAACAUGGUUCUCCUCUUAGGAGCCUGCCCUGAGCACGGGUGUCUAGUGUACGAGUUCAUGGCCAACGGAUGCUUAGAGGACCGUCUCUUCAGGCGACACAAAUCCCCUGUUCUUUCUUGGCAACUUCGGUUCCGAAUUGCUGCAGAGGUAGCCACAGGCCUUAUGUUUCUCCAUCAGACAAAACCAGAGCCUCUAGUCCAUCGAGACCUUAAACCGGCCAACAUCUUGCUCGGUUACAACUACGUCAGCAAGAUCAGCGAUGUUGGUUUGGUAAGGCUUGUUCCUCCUCCUGUUGCUGAAAACAUGACUCAGUACCGAAUAACAUCGACUGCUGGAACCUUCUGUUAUAUCGAUCCCGAAUAUCAACAAACUGGAAUGCUUGCCGUAAAAUCUGAUGUAUAUUCUCUAGGAAUUGUGCUUCUACAAUUAAUCACGGCAAAACCACCGAUGGGUAUCACUCAUAACGUCAGCACAUCUAUAGAAAACGGGAACUUUUCGGAGAUGUUAGACCCUGAUGUGCCUAAUUGGCCUGUUGAGGAGGCCUUAUGCAUUGCACAGCUAGCUCUGCAGUGUGCAGAGUUAAGACGAAAGGAUCGGCCUGAUCUUGGCAAGGUGGUUUUGCCAGAGCUUAACAGAUUGAGAGAUUUCGCUGAUGAGAGCAUACUAAAUGGCUCAUUAUUAGGUGGCGCCGCAACCCUGUCUCCUCGUCACUCUUACAUUUCCAAUGCCCAGGAGGUGAUGGCCGAUCCUUCGCUUGUGCAUUCAGGAAGCUCAAGGGGCCACUCCAACACUCUCAGCCACAACAGCCAGUCAGUCAGAGUAUAACUUUGUUAUUAGCAUCUUUAUCAUAAACACCAUCCUGCGUUUUCUCAAUUCUACGUUGCUCCAUGUCAGAAAGGGGCCAAUCAAUUGACAAAUGGAAGACAGUGAUUGAUCCC